Echinococcus granulosus is the source of this 630-nucleotide messenger RNA. RefSeq lists its product as hypothetical. The transcript has 3 exons. The coding region runs from base 1 to 630 and encodes 209 amino acids. Lineage: Eukaryota; Metazoa; Platyhelminthes; Cestoda; Cyclophyllidea; Taeniidae. The record is from RefSeq and is a predicted model, not a curated record.
AUGCUUGUGGAUCUUACAUUUUUCAAGUUACUUCGCCGUGUAGAGUCAUCUGGGGUCUUCUACUUUAAUGAAAACGACUCACUGGCCCCCCAAUCGUUGCUAGAGCGGGCAGAGCUCGGUCCAACGCCGGCAGAGGUCCUCACGGAAGAAGCACCGAAGCACAAUCGACGUGCCUCCUCCUCGCUGUCCUCCGGUCCGAUGCCUGAGUCGGAGGUCGGAGAAGACGUCUUUGAGUCGGCUCUUCUCGAGCAACAGAGACUAUCAAGUCCCGCUUCAGCCCCAGAUGUCGCAUCAUCUAUCUCAAUGCCUCAGGGCAAUGCCUCUAGCUCGUUGGAGAUGAGCACUUCGGGCACACUGGGUGCAGAACCAACCCCUAUUCAGCAAUCCCCGACGAAGGUGCAGACAGAUCAGGAGGAUGAGGUGAAGACGGAGAAGACCUCUCUGAAGCUGAACGGUUCUCUCACCGAAGUGCGGAUUGAAGUACCCGCUGGUGGCACCGGCGUUGCUCCUAUUCUGUCAAAAUUGCGUGUCGAUGAGGAAUCGAUAGCCACCACUACUAGCUCAGAGAUUGAAGUCAUUUCCACAUGCACUUCUGUCUGCGAGGACUCAAUCCCCCACCUCAACGUGUGA